Oppiella nova is the source of this 447-nucleotide messenger RNA. The record is from the annotation of a GenBank genome assembly. NCBI's taxonomy places the organism in Eukaryota, Metazoa, Arthropoda, Arachnida, Sarcoptiformes, Oppiidae.
AUCGAUAAUCUCAACAAUGUUUUGGAAACUAAGAAAUCUUUGUUUAAUGAAUUGAUGACUAGUUUUGAGUUUUAUAUAUCGUAUCAUAUAUUUCGUAAACUCAUAAAAUGUGUGCAAUAUUUACACGAAAAGCAUAUCAUUCAUAGAGACCUCAAACCGGAUAAUGUGUUGAUUACACGGAAAGGGAGGAUAAAGUUAUGUGACUUUGGUUUGGCUAAAGAGGUCCCAAAUUGUGAUCCGUUUCUUACGUCUAAAAUCAAACAUACGGCAGAUGUGGGAACUGUUGAUUAUAUGGCACCGGAAGCCCAGACUAAUGAAUACAACCACUUAAUAGAUAUCUACAGUCUAUCUCUAAUAGGGUCUCAAAUCUUUGGUUUCAAUGUAAACGAUAUAAUCGACGGAAAAUGUAAUUCCCUGUUAAGAAAAGUUUUACAAGUGUUCAACAUG